GGGAAACUGUAAUCUGCCAUGGCAACAAGUGUUUCUUCUUCACACUUACUAGUUCAGAUCAUCAGUUGAGUCCGAGUUGGAGAUCUGCACUGGUCACAUCUGUCACCAUGAAGGUUGCUGCUGGUCUCAUGUUGUUGCUGAUAAAUGUACACCAUUCCUACCAUUCCUGUUUUGAAGAGGCACUAGUUUUGUUCUGCUCGAGCAUACCAGCAGCUUUCAUGCCUGGUUAUUCAUCUCUGGUGAUGCUUCUGAACGAUGUUGAGGAGAUAAACGCCACUGUGCUACGCAGCGAUGACCUCGCCUCUGUAACCAGUCUCAGGAUCGAGGACGCUGGUCUGACGCGAAUCGCUGAAGGGGCCCUCGGUUCCUUCCAGAACCUCACAAAGCUCAAAUUAGACAAGAACCUGCUGACAGAGAUGAACCCAAACUGGCUCAGUCAUCCUGACACCCUGAGUGAGCUCAGCCUCACAGAAACCCACAUACAUGUUCUGAAAGAGUUCAUGCUCAAAGGACUCAUUAGACUGACAACACUCAGUCUGAACAAGAACAGGAUCAGAACAAUUGAUUCGAAUAGUUUUAGCUCCCAGACUGCCUUGGCUUAUUUGGAUUUGUCUGAGAACAGGCUGACUCAUUUGUCACCUGAGGUCUUCAGGUCUCUCACAUCCACUAGGAUCAGACUAGAUGGAAACCCCUGGAGCUGCUCCUGUGGUGCUGAAGACUUUGUUGACCUCCUAAAAGAUCUACAGAGCAAAUCUCGUCUGGACAGACAGGUGGAGGUGACCUGUGAUAGUCCUCCAUCUCUGAGGGGUCGACCUGUGUGGAACGUGUCGGUGUGUGUGUCAUCACCACCAUCAGUAACACAAACUGUCUCACCCAAACCUGCUGCUGUCCACACAACAGUCCCACUGUCCACUGGUAUGACAACACCUCCAUCACGACCAACAUUGGAGACAAGAACCUCAGUCCAACCUGAACCCACUGAUGCACGGUUUGUGAUCUCUUCACAUACAGCAACACCUCCAUCACGACCAACAUCGGAGACAAGAACCUCAGUCCAACCUGAACCCACUGAUGGACGGUUUGUGAUCUCUUCACAUACAGCAACACCUCCAGCACGGCCGACAUCAGAGACAAGAACCCCAGUCCGACCCACUGACAAUCUCACAAUGAGCACUACGCCUGCUUUAAAGACUGAAACCAACGUGACCUCACUUCCAUCAGUGACGCAGAUCUCCGUCCAUCCUAAACCUUCUGACCUGCCCUCAUAUGCUCCAUCAUCAUCCACUGAAAUGACUGAAAAUUGUGUGACAUCACCGCCAUCCUCAGAUACUGUCCGCACACUCGUUGUUGUAAUAGUGGUCCUGUCUUCGCUCCUGUUUGUGAUGUGUUUCCUGGUUGUGCUGCAUAGGAGGAAACGCAGCAACAAAACUGUGACGCCCACAUGUCCAAAAGUAAACAGAACUGAGUCGAAAGAAGACGGCAGCAGAUCAAGUCAUGCUCAGUCUCCAGGACAGUCUGAGAAAGGAGAAAACAAUCACUGGGAUUCAGAGGUGGGAUGGAGGAGAUCCUUUACUGGAGUCAGAGCCAAGUCAGCUAAUGCUAUUCUCUUUACUUCUCCUUUUUGUGUGCCUGGUAAAGACCAAGUGACUUUACAAAGUGAGAUGGAGCCUCAGUCAAGAGACACAGAAAACCAGACUGAAGGAAAGCAGAACCUGGGGAAUGAAGCUGAAGCAGAUGGACGGUUACAGACAGAAAAUCCUACAAACACCACUGAUGUAAGUGUUAGUUACGCUGCAGAUGGUAGAAAUCUGGAUAAAGACUCUCCACAUGUUGCUGUCAACAGUGACACUGUACCUUAUCUGAGCAUUGGCACAAACCGGAAUAAUCCCAAUGAUUUCAACGAACAGUCCACCAAAGGUCCAGAUCAAAAGUCACAAAUGAGAAAAGUUAUGGCGAGGAUCUCCACCUGGCCUCCGACUGCAGCCCAGUGGCAGGCAAGAUGCAAGAUGACGGCGGAUGAAGAGGGGUCCGAUGAGGUCACUGUUUGGACACCAAAGUGUCAAGGUGAGAUGAAGAAAGUGUUAAACAAAGUGAAGCAUCAAACAGAAGAUCCCCUAGAAGUAAAUGAUGCUCAGAUGGAAGCGGGACACUCUGAGUCCCCGAAACUCACUGACAAGACCACUGCUUUUACAGAGGCUCAGGCCCACGCUGACAUGAAACAAGAAAAGGUGCUGAUCCAAGAUCCUGCCGCUGUCAGGCAGACAACCAGUGAAACCCAAAAUCUGAGUCGGGGUAAACUUGGGCAAACUCAAGUUCUGAAACCUGCAGAAAGGAACAUGAACAAGAGCAGCAGGAAGACAGAACAGAGAAAUGAAGCAAAGCAGGCUGUGACGAGCACACAGAGAGGAGAAAACAGAAGCAGGGGCUCAAAGGCUCCCUCUGGUGGUGCCUCACCAGAUGAUGAAACACUGCUGUCCGGUAACGAGUACGCCUUCAUGGACCUGCUGCAUGAAGUCGUGCAGAACAAUGGCCGCUGGACCAGAGACAGGUGGAAGCAGACGCACGCCAAGAAGCAGCGGCGUUAGGACACUCACAGUCUAAACUUAUGUGCACAAAACAGACAAUGUUAUACUGUAGUUGGAUAGUUCGGUAAGUUAAUUUUCAAGAUUUUUUUUGUUGGAAUUCUGGGUAAUAUGCUUAUGAUAUAUAACUCCAGCCAAGAAAAUGUCUGUCGAUUUGGCACAUUGUUAUAACAUCCAUAAAGUUAGAGAACUCACAAGAAAUGGAUAAAAAAAAAUGCAAGGGUCUAAAUCUGUGAGGCCAAGGCCAUGAUAGUGUGGGUCAUGAUCCAAAAAACGCUAGAUUUGUAAGGCAGAAUAAGCAGUUUUUUUCAUAUUAACUAAUCCCACUGGUAAAUUAUAAGGUGUUUUAGCUUUUUGUUAAUGGUAAAGGUGCCUACUAAACCAUUAACCAUGUCACUAAGAGGCGCAACUACAGUAUCUUUUUUAGAUUAGGGUUUUUGUUAACAUUAUAUAAAUGCAAAAUAGCCAAUUGGAAAACUUUGUCAUUGUCAGGUGGAUUUUGGUACUUUCAGGCUAGCUGUUUCCACCACUAUCUAGUCUUUAUGUUAAACUAUUUAUGUUAUGUUAAAAUAUUUACCAUAUGAAUAUGAGAGUGGUAUUGAUCUUCUCAUCCAACUCUCAGCGAGGAAAGUGUAUUUCCCAAAAACUAUUCCCUUAAGACAAUAUUUUUGAACCUUGUGAAACUGUGAUUGUGAGAUAAAGUCAUUAUUCAGUUGUGGGUGAAUAACAGCACUCUAAUGAGAUGAAAACUGUGAUUUAAUUGCACAUUUAUUUACGUGUGAUUGUUGCCAUGUUCAUCAAGUUGUCAUUUGAAGAUCUGAGAUAAAAAGGACUUUUCAGUUA
Molecule: messenger RNA, 3425 nt
Organism: Scatophagus argus
Lineage: Eukaryota; Metazoa; Chordata; Actinopteri; Scatophagidae
Exons: 10
Coding region: 108-2585 (825 amino acids)
Cellular component (GO): plasma membrane
Molecular function (GO): protein binding
Source: RefSeq, a predicted model, not a curated record